This is a messenger RNA of Drosophila ananassae, 3229 nucleotides long. RefSeq lists its product as uncharacterized. NCBI's taxonomy places the organism in Eukaryota, Metazoa, Arthropoda, Insecta, Diptera, Drosophilidae. The record is from RefSeq and is a predicted model, not a curated record. Bases 817 to 2967 code for a protein of 716 amino acids. The transcript has 4 exons.
UCGUAAAAUGAAUUUACAAACAAAAAAAAUAUCAAAUAAGUGGACCACUUCUUCCGGUUUGAUAAAAAGUUAUACAAACAUUAAAAAAAUAUUAUAUCAGCUAGUUUUCUAAAAAAUGAGGCUUAGUUUUAUCAAAACCCGCAUGGAGUAACUUGUACAGAAAUAUAUCAUCAUAUAGUUCAUUUCAAGUUUUAAUCCAAACACUUAUUCAUUAUUUCAUCAAAAGGUAUAUAGAAAUACGUACAUACGUGUCUUACCCUCAAAUAGUAGGUACUAAUAUCAUAAAUUAUAUAAAGUCAGCUAUAAAAACGUGUCAUGGAUUAACACAACAAUAUUAAAAUAAAAAAAAAACGUUAAAAAACGAAAUAGAAAAUAUGGAAACUUGAUGACUGCACCACAGCGUCGUGAUCGUGAUCGAUGAAAUAAUAAUGCCGGCAUGCAACAUUUCCCCUCUGAUAGUUUCCCCCAAACAAUACCUUAAACCCAUGGGUACCCGCAUCAUUUGAAUUCAGAUUUUUGUUUAGAGAGCCUCGAAGCACUCGCGGUUCGGCUGUCAACGUGUUCGGAUCGCUGAAUAUUCGCUGGCGGACACAGCAUUUCCAUUAAUUAAAUUCGCGAAAAAUUUUAGCAAGGAAUACCCCUAAGACCCCUUCGUUUGGCCCAGCCCAAGGUUGGCUGUGGGACAGUUUUAUUUAUAAAAACAUUGGGUUGAGAUAUACUAUUUAAAAUAAACAAAAAUGUGCGACAGCAAGUGUUCGAUAAAUCUAAAUAAGUCAAGACCUUCGUUGACCUUUUGAAGCCGAGAGCUUAAAUGUCAUGGCAGAAAAAAGGCUACUGCUGGAGCGGGCAGACUCCCCAGAAGCGGAGAAGCUGGAAGUGCACAUGACCAGAAGGAAGUCUAUCCUGCAGGUUAUUCAGCACCGACAUCUGUCCGCUAGCUGCCGGGUUUUUGCACUCCGACGGAAAUCGGUACUCGCAUUAGUGGUGGCUUUUGUCUUUUUCUACUUCCUCAUUGGAAGACCCGACUGGGUGAAUGUCCUGGACUUGGAUGCCCUGCAUGCGGACAACUUCCUCCCCGUUCAUCAUCAGUCCACAGCCGUAGAUGUAACCCACCAUAAUGAGAGUAUUCAAUUUAUCCCGGAAGGCUUCCUCGUAUAUAGCAAUUCCUGCCGCAUCCAGGAAGUGGAUCCCUACAAGCCGGAGGUGAUGCGUCACUUUAAGAGGAUGAAAUAUACGCCCUGCCAGAAGCUGCCACCGUUGACCCAAGUAAAGUUCGACGAAAAAUCCCAAAAGUACAACCUACGCAUCGACGGCGAGGCUUCCACGAAAUAUCCUAAGGGCCAUCAGCUGCACUGCUGCUAUAUGGUGGUGGAGCGGAUCAAUGAGUCGGAGGUCAACUACACAAAAUGUCAUGUUUUCAAGGGAAGCACCGAACUACCCAAUUCCGCAGAGGGCAUCAUCGUAAAGUGCACUUCCAACAACGUGCAAAUUUACAUCAACGGUCAUGCCACCGUUCCCGUCAAGGAGGCGGUCCAGCAGAGACUCCAAGCAGCAUCCGAGAAGGAUACGCAGGAGAACGUAGUGGAUACGGGAAAGGAAGAUGCUAAGACUCGGCCACUCAGUGUCCUGAUGCUUGGAAUCGAUAGCAUUUCCCGAGUGAAUCUCAUACGGGCCAUGCCCAAAACAGCCCAAUAUCUGUAUGACAAUGACUGGUUCGAGCUGGCAGGAUACAACAAGGUGGAUGACAAUACAUUCCCCAACAUCAUGGCCGUGACCACCGGCUACAAUCUGGGCAACGCCCAUAAGGCCUGUUCCCCUCUGAAGGUUGGCGGCUUGGACAAGUGCAGAUUCAUCUGGAAACUGUAUCAGGAACAUGGCUAUGUAACAGCCUACGCGGAGGAUGCGGUGAAGAUCAAUACCUUUAACUAUCUGAAGAAGGGUUUCGUGCAUCCGCCGACGGAUUACUACCUUCGUCCGUACCUCACCGCCGCCGAAAAGCUCCUGGACCGCACCGUCGUCAUGGGGUUGCCCCACUGCCUGGGCUACGAAACGGCCGCGGAGCAUGUGUACGACUAUGCGAUGGAGUUCACCAGGAGGUACCUCAACGACACCUACUUCGGGUUCUUCUGGACCAACACACACUCUCAUAGCGACAUAUCGCAGACAAGCAGCAUGGAUGACUACAUGGUAGAGUUUCUGCAGAAAUUGGUGCUCCAGGGCACAAUGGAAAACAGUAUUGUAGUGUUCUUCAGUGAUCAUGGUCUGCGGUUUGGCCCAACCAGAGUCACCUGGUCGGGUCACUUAGAGGAGAGGCUGCCGGCGAUAUUCUUUUGGUUGCCGGAACACCUGAGGAAAUCCCAUCCGGAGUUUGUCCAGGCACUGCAGGUGAAUAAGAAUCGCUUGACCACUCCAUACGAUCUCCAUCUGACCAUAAAGCAUAUACUCUCUCUAUCCGGUCGAGUGGACUAUGAGUCUCUGGGCCCAGCGCCCGACUGUCCCCAGUGCCAGACUCUACUCCGACCUGUACCGCUCCAGAGGAGUUGCUCCGAUGUCAGCAUUGCGGAUCAUUGGUGCACCUGUUGGGCGUACGAAAGCGUAUCCAGUAGCUCUCAAGAAAUCCGCAAGCUGGGCAAGCGUGUGGUAACAUACCUGAACACUUUUGUAGCUGAGUUCCGGAACGGGACAUACGCCAAACUCUGUGUACCACUUUCUCUACACAAAAUCCGCUCGGCAUUUCGGGCACAUCCCAAUGCCCUCGAUCCGGAGGAUGUGAAAACCUAUCGACUGAUAUUUGUCACAUUACCGAAUAAUGGGUGGUAUGAGGCUACGGUCCGACAUAAUCGGACGGAUGAAUCUGUUGUUGUUACGGGCUCUGUGAGCCGAUUAAAUGUUUAUAGUGGCGAGUCCGAGUGCAUGAAGGACUUUGCUGCUAAAAAAUAUUGCUACUGCCGGCAAAAAAAGGGUUAGGAAUAAGAUUAGACUUUAAGGCUAGUGCCCAAGUGCCGUUAAUCAGGUUCCAAUCUGGCAAUUAUAUUGUAUAUAUCUUUAAACAUAUAUUUAUAAACAUAUUUAUAUAUAAACAUAUAUAUAUAUAUCUCAUUUUGCCCGAAACUUUAAGGUGUGCUUUCUGAACUUCUUAAACUUAUAUCCCAAUGUGAUAUAGAUUUAUAUUUUUACAUACAUUGUUUGUCAGUUAAAAAAAAAAAAUAUGUGUAAACAGCAAAUAAUA